Messenger RNA from Pseudomassariella vexata, 1076 nucleotides. Its product is annotated as ribosomal protein L14-domain-containing protein. The record is from RefSeq and is a predicted model, not a curated record. The transcript is spliced from 3 exons. Gene Ontology annotation, biological process: translation; ribosomal large subunit biogenesis. Lineage: Eukaryota; Fungi; Ascomycota; Sordariomycetes; Amphisphaeriales; Pseudomassariaceae. Gene Ontology annotation, cellular component: cytosolic large ribosomal subunit; ribosome. The coding region runs from base 282 to 725 and encodes 147 amino acids. Gene Ontology annotation, molecular function: structural constituent of ribosome; RNA binding.
UGCAGAUUGUAGAAAACGAAGGAUGCUCAGAAGUUUUGCACCAAGAUUUUCUAGCUGUACCAUUUUGCCGCUAGACCAGAUUUGGGUGAUUGUCCCACCGAGGUGCCGUCGGGGAAAGCGCGGGCCAAAUUCUAGGGCAAAGGAUUUUUCGACGUUGGGCCUCGCACCACAAACCUCUCGCAAAAAGUGAAGCUACGCGAGGCAUGACAGUUUGAUUGAGUGCUUGCAAGUGAACAUCACCAAGUCUCACCCCUACGGCAAUUCCGAUUAAACACAUCGCAAUGGGUGACGCAAAUAUCGUCGGCUCCAACUGGCGCAUGGUCGAGGUCGGCCGUGUUGUCCUCCUCCAGGGAAACGGCCCUCACACCGGCAGACUCGCCGCAAUUGUCGAGAUCAUCGACCAUAAGCGCAUUCUGGUUGAUGGACCCUCCGCAGACGCCAAACUCGCAGUCCCCCGUCAAGCUCUCCCCACGUCUGAGGUUCUGCUGAGCCCCUUCGUCAUUGAGAACUUGCCCCGUGGUAUCCGACAGGCCGGCUUGAAGGCAGCGUGGGAGAAGGCAGGAAUCGACGCAAAAUGGAAGGAGAGCAACUGGGCCAAGCGCAAGGAGCAGACAGAGCGCAGACAGGCUCUGACCGACUUUGAUCGAUUCAAGGUCAUGCGCCUCAAGAAGCAACGUCGAUUCGAGCAGCGCAAGGCUCUGGCGAAGGUCAAGGCAUCGGCAUGAAGGAAGGUUUGAUUCUUCGUCGGGGUCUGGUCAAUGAUGGUGGUUAGUCUACGGAAUACUCUCAACUGGUCUGCAUGAACAAGGGGACAAAUGCAUUUGGGGUUGCUGGAUUCCUUUGCUUCAUGGGAAGACCUGUAUGUCACAUACAUUUCAGAAGGUGACUGGCGUCAAUGAUACGGAAAUUCACAACCAAAACAGCUGCAUGCAGUUGCGAGUCUCUGCGGACUGGUGGUCUCGUAUUGAAUUACGAGAGGAGCGGACGGUUUCCAUAAGCAAUUCUGAUAACCUGCAAUUCCCGAAUGAGGACCCGAGAGCCGUAGUAAUCUGACAAUUUACAAACCUCAAAUCAGA